Molecule: messenger RNA, 936 nt
Organism: Penicillium oxalicum
Lineage: Eukaryota; Fungi; Ascomycota; Eurotiomycetes; Eurotiales; Aspergillaceae
Exons: 4
Coding region: 1-936 (311 amino acids)
Molecular function (GO): phosphatase activity
Source: RefSeq, a predicted model, not a curated record
AUGAGUCCUUCAAUGCCGCCUAACUCGCAGAAGCGGAAGAUUAUCAUCUUCUCCGACUUCGAUGGCACCAUCUUCAUGCAAGAUACCGGCCACAUCCUCUUCGACAGCUUCGGCUGCGGCGCAGAGGAGCGCAACAAGCUCGACGAGCAGAUCAAGACCGGCGAGCGAUCCUUCCGCGACGUCUCCGAGGAGAUGUGGGGAUCCCUCAACGUCCCCUUUGACGACGGCUUCGUCGUGAUGGAAAAGUCACUCGAGAUUGAUCCUGGAUUCCGGGAGUUCCACCAAUAUUGCGUUGAGAACGGGUUUCCCUUUAAUGUGAUCAGUGCGGGAUUGAAGCCCGUUCUGCGCCGGGUGUUGGAUACCUUCCUCGGCGAGAAGGAGGCCUCCUCAAUCGACAUCGUCGCCAACGACGCCAUCAUCGAUGGCUCCUCCUGGAAACCCGUCUGGCGCCACGAUAAUGAACUCGGCCACGACAAGGCCCUCUCCGUCAACGAGGCGCGCGCCCGUGCCCAACUCGAAUGUCUCCCUGACGAGAUGCCCCUGAUCGUCUUCAUCGGCGACGGUGUCUCCGAUCUGGCCGCCGCUCGUGAAGCCGACGUGCUCUUUGCCCGUCGUGGCCUCCGUCUUGAGGAGUACUGCCUUGAGCACAAGAUCGCAUAUACCCCCUUCGACACCUUUGCCGAUAUCAAGCGCGAGAUUGAGGCCAUCAGUCGUGAGGAUCAGCACAAGACCGGUGGUGUCGGCAAGCCGGUGCGGUAUAACCCGCGUGCGAACAUGUGGCGUCGCAUUUCUUCCAAGGAAGCGGUCCCUACUUUGAUGGCCGCCGCAACUCCCUCCAAGGAAGAAAAAAUGUUCCUUUGGCCCGAGACCUUUACCGAAUUGAAGCCCCAGGCUACCAUCCAGGAGGCCGAGGAGCCCGUCACUACGGCUGCUUGA